ACCACAGCCCUUUUCCCCACACUGUUUUCUUCUGCAGCGGAGCCAGGCAGAGCUGCCAAGAAGGGGGAGGAGGGAAGGGUAAAGCCCAGCCAUGUGGGCUGCUCUGGGGCUGGUUCUGGCCCUCUGUCUCCUCCCAGGAGGAGCGACAGAGAUCCAGAACUGCCAGGAGCCCCCAGAAUGGCGUAUUGGGGAGGAGGACCCAAUGCUGAACUCCAGAGGCUUGGUGACGGUGGUGGCUCUCCUGCAGGCUAGCUGAUCAUUGUGCCUGCGGCAGGCUUCCAGUUUGGAGGACCUGCGAGUUAAGUUAGAGAAUGAAGGAUUGUUCAACAUCUCGUAUGUGGUUGUCAACCAUCAGGGAGCUCAAUCCCGGAGAGAAUUUCACCUACUCAAAGAACGUGUUUCAGAUUACAUUACCGUCUACCAGCAAGAUGAGCAGCAAGAUGAUGUCUGGACUACUUUAAAUGGAAAUAAGGAUGACUUUCUCAUCUAUGACAGAUGUGGCCGUCUAGUGUAUCAUCUGGGUCUGCCCUACUCCUUCCUGCAUUUUCAAUAUGUAGAAGAAUCUAUUAAGAUUGCAUACUGUGAAAAYAAGUGUGGAAACUGCUCUUACACGGAACCUGAUAUUGAUGUUAUAUGUGAAAACAUCACUAAGAAAGCAGGUGAAGAGCUGUCAGAGAUAGAAGCCGAGCCAACACAUCAGUACUCCCAUCACCACCACCGGCACAGACCUGGACACCACCACCACCGCCACCACCGCCACCGCCACCACGUGGGCAGUCGCCAUCCCAAACAUGAGAACCACCAGGCUGCUUCUGAAAYGGAAGGACAACAUCCUCACAGCGCCUGGCGUCACAGGGUUUUUGGCCAACACACACACGAUCAGAUAGGUAGUCAGGAGCCCAUAGACACUGCUCCUCCAGCAGAAAUGGUGGAAAUUGCACAAGAUAAAAAAAUACGAAAAAAGGGGAGAAACAGCUGUAAAAACCAGUUAACUUGAAACUGGCUGACAGGAUCAGACUCCACCUCCAGUAGCUGAUCCUGUCAUUGUCGACACCUUUUGUUUGAUGAGCUAGGGAAUUCUGUCACUUGACAGUGUCGCGGAGCACUACCAAAUUCUUGCAGGUGACAUGGGCAGCUGGGAGCAGAGGACAUCACUGAGUCUUGACAGUGACGUCUGCUCUCUGCUGYCUGACAUUCAUCACCAGCAAGAGCAAGUGAAACUAGUGACACCUGACAGUGACAGGAAAAGGUGAGAAACUGAUCCUGAAAAACAAACUAAGCACCUUCCAGACACAAAGGAGUCCCACYAAGUUCAUAUAGUUGCAAGAGCGGAAAAAUUAAGAUUGUUUGUAUUGCCCCAAAUUAAAAAUUAUACUGACAGGUGUGUGAAGUUAAAAUAUUAUAAAGAAUUUUACUUUCAGAGCAGUGCUCUUAGUAUGACAGAACAUCUGUCAAAUUCCAUCAGUGAAAAGCGUAAUGAUUUAAAGGAAUUUAAUUGACUCCUARUUUGUUUGUCAGUUCCACCAGGAAGGUGUCUGCAUUUUUGAUUAAUUUGUCUGUCCUGUUUCUCUUCUAACAUUCUGCUUGCAUUUGUGAAGACAGAAGCAUAAACUAUGACCUAGGGGCUCCUGUCUGAUGUUUUGCAAUCAAGAACAGAAGAUAACCAAGGCAGAUAUUUUAAUCAUUUUUUAYUAAGACAAUAUCUUUGAAAGUUGAGGUUUGGGGUUUUUUCCCUGACCUGGGGAUACAAAUCACAUACAAGCAAAACUUACUCCUAAGCAAUGUGAUAGAAUAACUUCACAUUAAAAAUGUAAUAUACAGGGAGUAACAGCAUUAUCUUCAAGUAAGAGAUUUUUAUGCUUAACUUUUGUGGCUUAGGUACAAUAAGAGGGUCCAUUAAUACAUAGUGCUACACCUUGUAAAAUUCUACUAAAUCAGUAAGAUCAUCCUAAAGUGAGAAGUCGUGUUAACAACUCUGUCAGAAUCAAAAAUAGGGUGGGAUGAAACAAGUUUAAUCUUGGUCUAAUGUUCAUCUUUGCUUAUAACAGUGCUGAAUUUGGCAAAUCUGUAUCAAUUAGUAUGCUAAUAUACCACUUAAACUUGUAUAACUUCUCUGUCUGUAGCCUAGAUUUCCUAGUGAUUGAUUAGCUGAAUGGAAGUAAACCCAGUUGUUUGAAKGAUUUCUGGAUGAAGAAGAGAAUAUUCAUGAAAGACUGCUAUGAAAGCAUACACCAUAAUUAAUGAUGGUUUAAUAGGGAAAUUGCUACUCCUACAAAACCUGAAUCUUUUUAUUGUGAAUGCUGAUUAGCAAGAGAGUAGCCCUGAAUAUACACAGAAUGCAUGCCUUUGGAAUAUCUGACAAGAGUGUUUUCAAUAAAAAAUAUUUUCUUCA
Malurus melanocephalus (red-backed fairy wren) is the source of this 2392-nucleotide messenger RNA. It is a transcript of the gene SELENOP, whose product is annotated as selenoprotein P. NCBI's taxonomy places the organism in Eukaryota, Metazoa, Chordata, Aves, Passeriformes, Maluridae. The transcript is spliced from 5 exons. Gene Ontology annotation, cellular component: extracellular region. Gene Ontology annotation, biological process: selenium compound metabolic process. The record is from RefSeq and is a predicted model, not a curated record. Gene Ontology annotation, molecular function: selenium binding.